Molecule: messenger RNA, 1333 nt
Organism: Chaetomium strumarium
Lineage: Eukaryota; Fungi; Ascomycota; Sordariomycetes; Sordariales; Chaetomiaceae
Exons: 4
Coding region: 315-881 (188 amino acids)
Source: RefSeq, a predicted model, not a curated record
CGUUGCGUUACCCUGGCCACGACAGCCCAUGCACAAUCCAUCCAAUCAGCGCUUGCCCAAGCCAUCGUGAAGUCGCUCUCGUGCUUUCCCACCAGUUGCCGGUAGCCGGCCACUGCAAGUUUCGCCGGCCGCCUUUAUCUUUCCCUCGUCGGGACUCUUGUUUUGACGUCUUGCUCGCCCGAGCAUCUACAGAGCCCAAUUCAACACGAAACAGGACUGCAUUGAUUUCGCAAGCCACUGCAUCUCCAGCUACAUUUCGUAGAGUUCAUCUUGAGCAUCAACUUCUGCAACCAACACAGAAUUCCUGCUUCACAAUGCGCCAGAACAUCCUGGUCGUGGCGCUCUCGGCGCUCACCGUCGCCAGCGCCCAGAGCAACUUCACGAUCAACCCCAACGAGGUCGAUCCUACAACUCGGUCCGAUUGGUGCCAGGCCGAGUACAACAGUUGCAAUCUCCUCUGUGGCAGCAACGUGCAGGAGAACGACUGCGCUCCGGACACCUUGAACUACACCUGCACCUGCUCCAACGGCUCGGCGCCAGGCCUGCAGUACUACAUCCAGACCAUGCCUACUUUCAUCUGCGAGCAAGCCUACUCGGACUGCAUUGAGCAGAACACGGGCAACUCGCGGGGCCAGGACAAGUGCAAGAGCGACAUCCAGGAGAAGUGCGGCACUCUGGACCCCACGAAGGCGCAGGUCGACAGCGGCUCGGACAGCAGCACUACUUCUGCCACCACCGCAGCCCCGUCGGCAACCGAGUCUACCGCCCAGAAUGCCCCGGCGUCCUCCACCUCGCGUGCUGGCGCCGCUGCGACCAAUUCCGCCUACAUCGGCAACGGUGCCGCCGUGGUCGCUGCCGGUCUCUUCGCUGCCUUGUUGUAGUAAGCGCGGCGGUCGAAGGGGAUGGUUAGCCGAUGGUCGCACAGAGUGUGACGAGUCGGUGCGGACAUCAUCGGGUUGGCUGUUUUGAAGUCUCAAUUCUUUUGUAUUCAUUUUUGCCUCGAUUUCCCUCUGGACAGGAAUCCACAUCGGCGACAGCAGGACCUGCAAGUACAUAGCCCCCCGCGACGUACUUGAUCGUCAGGAUACCGGGGCCCAAUGCGCACGAGAAGACGACGUUCCGGUUGAUGAUAUCAGGACCUUCGGAAGGGUGACGACAUUAUAGGCGUCUUAAUGGAGGAGGAAGGGGGAAGGUGUUCCCGGGGAAAGGUGUUUCAGGAGCUUUAGGCAGACCACUAUAUCCAUUGCUUUUCAGGUUCCCCAGACUUUUCCCGACGUGAUGUGCGGACAAAGAUGGCCAUGGGCCGUCUUAGUGUCUGGGGGGGACAAGGGCU